CGUCAAUCCGCUUCAUUCUUCCAGUCUUCCGCCCCCGCCUUCCUCAGCCUGCCUCUGAUAGGUUUUGGUGGUUGUCACUUCAGAAAGAUCCGCAUUCCUUCCGCCUUUCUCCAGGAGACCGAGGGCAAAGAGGGCGGAUCCCAGGAGACACCCACCCCCGGAGUUCUAGUUCUGCCUCUAAUUGGUUGGACUGGCUGUCGGUCGGUAUUGCUUCUGCUGCUGAUUGGUCAACAGACCGCCGCUCUGCGCGGCGCCGGCUCCGCCCCCGUCGGGUGUUUGUGGUGGGGCUGCGGAGUCGCCGAUCCCGCCGGAAGCGCUAGGACAAUGGGGACCCGGGACGACGAGUACGACUACCUAUUCAAAGUGGUGCUCAUCGGGGACUCUGGCGUGGGCAAGAGCAACCUGCUGUCGCGCUUCACCCGCAACGAGUUCAACCUGGAGAGCAAGAGCACCAUCGGCGUGGAGUUCGCCACCCGCAGCAUCCAGGUGGAUGGCAAGACCAUCAAGGCGCAGAUCUGGGACACGGCUGGCCAGGAGCGCUACCGCGCCAUCACCUCCGCGUACUACCGCGGCGCGGUGGGCGCGCUGCUAGUGUACGACAUCGCCAAGCACCUGACCUACGAGAACGUGGAGCGCUGGCUGAAGGAGCUCCGGGACCAUGCGGACAGCAACAUCGUCAUCAUGCUGGUGGGCAACAAGAGCGACCUGCGCCACCUGCGGGCCGUGCCCACCGACGAGGCCCGCGCCUUCGCAGAAAAGAACAACCUGUCCUUCAUUGAGACCUCAGCCUUGGAUUCCACCAACGUAGAGGAAGCGUUCAAGAACAUCCUCACAGAAAUCUACCGCAUCGUGUCACAGAAGCAGAUCGCCGACCGCGCGGCCCACGACGAGUCCCCUGGCAACAACGUGGUGGACAUCAGCGUGCCCCCCACCACCGACGGACAGAAACCCAACAAGCUGCAGUGCUGCCAGAACCUGUGACGCCCCGCGGCCCGCGCGCGUGCACGCCCCUCCUCGCCUGCGCCCCACGGCCCUCCCGGCUCCAGCGGCCCCGCACGCAGCGCCCCCAGUCUUGUCGCCCCGUCUGGUCAGGAACCUGUUCGCAAGUGAAGCAAUAUCUCCGUGUUUUGUAUAUACAACCGCUCUUGUAGCCUUUGGUUUUUGUUAUUGUAGAGAAACACAGAUUCUUUAUACACUUUGUAAGAUGACGCGAACCCCAGCUCUCGAUCUCUCAUUCUCCCUGUGGCCCCUGCACUGUUGCCCGUUACUAAAGUGUAUCAGCGGCUUCCUGUACGGAACCUG
Molecule: messenger RNA, 1302 nt
Organism: Chinchilla lanigera (long-tailed chinchilla)
Lineage: Eukaryota; Metazoa; Chordata; Mammalia; Rodentia; Chinchillidae
Gene: Rab11b
Product: RAB11B, member RAS oncogene family
Biological process (GO): constitutive secretory pathway; regulated exocytosis
Cellular component (GO): recycling endosome
Molecular function (GO): GTP binding; GTPase activity
Source: RefSeq, a predicted model, not a curated record